Molecule: messenger RNA, 309 nt
Organism: Cynocephalus volans (Philippine flying lemur)
Lineage: Eukaryota; Metazoa; Chordata; Mammalia; Dermoptera; Cynocephalidae
Gene: CORT
Product: cortistatin
Exons: 3
Coding region: 1-309 (102 amino acids)
Biological process (GO): adenylate cyclase-inhibiting G protein-coupled receptor signaling pathway; regulation of cell migration
Cellular component (GO): extracellular region
Molecular function (GO): neuropeptide hormone activity; G protein-coupled receptor binding
Source: RefSeq, a predicted model, not a curated record
AUGCCACUGUGCCUGCUGCUGCUGCUGCUGCUGUUGGGGGCCACCGCUGCCCUGCCGCUGGAGGGCGGCCCUGCCAGCCAGGACCAUGGGCAUAUGCAAGAAGUGGCAGAAAUAAAGAAAAGCAGCCUCUUAACUUCCCUUGCUUGGUGGCUGGAGUGGAUCUCCCAGGCCAGUGGCAGGCCCCUCAUCGGAGGGGAAGCCAGCAAGAUGUCCAAGCAGCAGGAAGGCCCACCCCUUCCACAGUCCACACACCAACACAAAAUGCCCUGCAAGAAUUUCUUCUGGAAAACCUUUUCCUCCUGCAAAUAA